AUGAGAGAGGCGCAGGAUCGGCAGAAGUGUUAUGCUGAUAAGAGCCGUAAAGAGUUGGAGUUUGAGGUUGGAGAUAUGGUGUAUCUCAAGAUGGCGAUGUUGCGUGGUCCUAACAGGUCCCUUACCGAGACUAAGUUGAGUCUGAGGUUUAUGGGUCCUUUCAGGAUUGUGGAGCGGGUUGGACCGGUGGUUUAUCGGUUGGAGUUACCUGAGGUAAUGCAUGCAUUUCAUAAGGUAUUCCACGUGUCGAUGCUGAGGAAGUGUCUUCACAAGGAUGAUGAGGUGUUGGCUACGAUCCCGACAGAUCUUCAGCCUAGCAUGACCUUGGAGGCGAGGCCAGUGAGGGUUCUCGAGAGGCGGGUAAAGGAACUUCGACGUAAGAAGAUUCCUUUGAUGAGAGUCCAGUGGGACUGUGAUGGAGUCUUGGAGGAGACGUGGGAGCCAGUGGCCAGGAUGAAGGCAAGGUUCCGGAAGUGGUUUGACAAGCAGGUCGAGAAGUGGUUUGAGUUUGGUUUUAAGAGAUCCAGUGAGAAACGCAGUUGGAGCGUCUGCAGAGAGUCGGUGUCGAUCGACACCAAGGGUGGGUGUCGCUCGACACCAACGUUUCGUCGCGCGAGGAUAACUGCGUCUUACGAUUGGAGUGUCGAGACCGGUGUCGUCCGCGAGGGUCGACGGCAAGUGUCGAUCGACACCAGUGGUGGGUGUCGAUCGACACCGAUAGUCAGAAGCGAUUCUGGUCUAUCUUGUAUUGGCUGUUUGGUUCUUUUCCUUGGAUAA
Molecule: messenger RNA, 777 nt
Organism: Capsella rubella
Lineage: Eukaryota; Viridiplantae; Streptophyta; Magnoliopsida; Brassicales; Brassicaceae
Exons: 2
Coding region: 1-777 (258 amino acids)
Source: RefSeq, a predicted model, not a curated record